ACCAAUCCAGUGACGAAGCAAAACACACUUUUUGAUGGAAGGGUUCUAUUGAAAUGAUUGUCAACAGGUGUCAGUAAAACAAAAAACCAACUAGUCUAGAUCUAGUGUGGUGGAACGAGAGGAGCUGGAUUAACAAACUGCUCUCAUGUCGGGAUGAGGGACAUUGGAAGAUGGCUUUUCUUGUUCAUCCUAUGUGUCGCGCAAUUUCACAUGGGAAGCACGAACAACGCAGAUAUUCUUCGAGGGCAAUGCUUUUCUUUUUGUUUGAAGCUAAAGGGCCCUCUUAGAUCAAAUUCUAAAAAUGGAACUAAUGUGACCUCAGACAGUGCAUUGUCCUCCUUCAAAAGUAUCAAGGUGUGUGAAAAACAUAGAGUUUGCAAAUGGUGCCUUUAUGCCUGUGAAAGACCAAUCAGUGACUAUGAGAACCACAAUGACUGCCUACAAGACUGCAGUAUUCCACGAAUUAGACGGAAAGUCACACAUCAGCAGGCAUGUAACAACAGCUGUGAGUUCAUUGCCAAAACUUUACAGUCCAAAUAUGGCAGUUGUCCAAGCCCCAAAAAUAUGACAGGGUUGGAUACAGCGUGUGUCCAGGAGUGUGACAGGGACGUACAUUGUGAUGGGAUGCUGAAGUGUUGCCCCAACAGCUGUGGGAGGAUAUGCCACCAGCCCUUGGAGUAUCAAGCUAUACCUCCAGUACCAACAAACCUUGUUGUUGAUAGCAGGAAGAAUGGUGGACUGCAUAUAGAGUGGGUAAAGGGACUGAGUCCAGCUGUACCCUCCCCUGUCAUCUAUGUAGUUCGAUGGUGGUGUCCGAGCAUUAAUUAUUCAGAUCGUUAUUUUGCUACAGACACUCAUGCUAAGUUGGAUAAGACAACAAAAAUUGAGUAUGGAGCUUCGUGUAACUUUACUGUAGCCUCAGUCAAUACACACGGCUCUAGAGGCUUUAUCAAGUCUAUUAACUAUGUCAGGCGCCUCGAAGACCCAUCAGCCCCACGACACUUGGAACUUGCAAAAAGCAAGCAGCAUGGACAGAAGGUGGACAUCACAGUGAAGUGGGACCAUCCAGAGUAUACCCUAGGGCUUCCCAUCAACCAUUACAUGAUAUUUUGGAGUGAAGGCCUUCCGCGUGCUAGUCCAAAGUAUGUGCGAUUGUUCAUGCAUCAGAGGAAGAUUGGCGCAGACAGCACCAGUCAUACCAUCUCUAGACUUGAUCCUUGUACAGUUUACUUUGUGCAGGUCAGGGCUGUUGUAAAGUGGCAUGAGAGGACUCUCAGAGGCAAAGUUGCCUCGACUUACAUUGAUGCCUGUCUUGGUCCUAUUCCAGCUGAACCAGUUGACAGCUAUACCCCAGUUGUAGAUUUACAGUCUGAGCCAACCAUUUUCAAUGUAACUGUUAGUGAAGCUGUAUUCAGAAAUAACAAACUUACAACAGACGUCAAGUGGUCUGUUUAUCCAGCUGCGAAUGUUGAUAAAUUCACGCUGUUUUGGAGAUUACACCUAUGUGAGGGGGAGUCUGAACACAGAAAAACUAGAGAUAGAUUAGAGAAUGAUGCAACAACUUAUAAUCAAAAUUUUACACUUUACAAUCUCAUCUCUAAUUGUGUUUACGAGCUGAAAGUUCAUUCAGUGAAUUAUCAGGGUAGAGAAGACAAGGGAGUUAAGACAUUUUUCAAAACACCACCCUGUGCAGAGACUAUAGGGGUUUAUGUAAAGAGAAAUUGUCUUGCUGAAGUAAAAACGAUACAGCCUCCGUCUAAGCUGGAGAUCAGGUUUAAAAAAGCCAACUGCAUAUGUCAGGCUGUGCUGAGCUGGCAGGUUCCAGCGGAGGAAGGGGCUCACGUCCAGCACUACACUCUGAUGUGGGGCCAGAGUCAGACGUCCACGGUGCCAGAGACCAGCCAGUCUGCUGUGGUCUACUACUCAAAGCCUUAUGAACUCCAGUUGCCUGGGAAUGACUCCCAGGCCUGCCUGACGUUUCUAGAGCAAUCCAAGCACUACACUGUGCAGGUGUUCUCUCAUGGCCCCAAGGUGAAGAGUUUACCUGCUGUACUACACUACACAACACCUGACACAAUAGGCCCAUGCUAUGACACAAGUGGUCUCCAGGAUUCCUCCAGGUCUACAGUGUUCCAGAGUUCAUUGACCUCAGACUUCUCUACAGCUCAGACCAGUGUAGUCGAUGCUAAAAAUAAAUCUCUCCAUCUGAAAGGGAAUCCAUCAUACAUUGCCGUUCUCUCUCUUAUCUGUAUGGCUAUUUAUAGAUUUGGUCUUCAUUCUUAAAGCACUUUUAAAAAGCUUUUAUGACCAAAUUGUGCUUAAAGUACACAGGGAGAGGUCAAAGUGACCACAUCAUUCAAGGUGUUGUGUUUCACUGUUUAGGUUCGUGGAGCAAAUUGUCUGCUAUUAUUAUGCUGGGUACUGGUUAAUGCUAAAUAGACUCUAGGACAAUCUAACCAGUCUUUAAACCUUGAGAUUUUAGCAGUGGUCACUGACCAACAGCCUUCACACUAGUCAGAUGAGAUGGUCAUUGACUGGAACUUUCCUGACCAGCAAGCUCCAGAUGGUCACUACCAAGAACCUUGAGAUUCCAGCGACAUCCCAAAUUCUUGUGGAGUCACUGACCAACACCAGCUAAUUUUAGCUGUUUAGCUCUGAUGGUUAUUGAUCUGGUAUUUACACAAUCUAGGGAUAAUGGCAGAAACAGAAAAGGCCUUUUCUCCCAACUCAAAAUAUUCAAAGUUUCAAAUGAUGAUCAUUGAUACGAAGGUGGCUUUACCAACUCUGAACAUUCAACUUCACAAUAAUGAUCAUCGAUAUCAAGGUCACUUCCCAAAGUUUGAACAUGCAAUUCAAGUACAUAUUGAGGAUCACAGAUACAAUCAGAACUUUCACAAGCGUUGCAUUUAUUUGUUCUUGUCCAUAAGUCAUUACAUAAGUACUUGUCACAUGCAGGAUAUUCCACCCUAAAUGACGGAAAGUAUAACUAGAAGACUCAAGUGAUUAUAAAUACUGUGUUCACUAUGCUUGAAGUAAUUCAUUAGCAGACUUUGGUUCCCAUUUUGCUACAGAAAUUAUUCAAACAAAAACUUAUAAUGUGAAAAAUGCAAGUUGCUUCAUAUUUAAGAUGACUUUAAAGUUUUUUGUAUUUUUUGUGUUACUGUAACUGUUUUAUUUUGCUUCUAGUUUUUUACUUUGUUUAGGUAACUGAACUGACUUGGGAUUGUUGUUUUUCCCUAAACCAUCUGGAGAUUUAAUGUUGACAAACACUGUGUGCCUUAGAUUGUAGAAUGUAGUUGUUGAACAUUAUUGGAAAAUUUUACCACCAGUAACAAAUUAUGCAAAUACUGCAUAUGCAUUAGUAUUUUAGAAAAAUAUUGGAAAUUUUUUCCUUAACAAAAAUUUCAUUUUUCAUCUUGUUUACAAGAAAUGUUUUGUUUCCUUUCUGUACAAACUUUGUUUUUUUUUUUAAAAUAUUAUUUUUCUUUGUGAUUGUAACAAUAAAUAAGAAUAGAUGCUAUCUUGCUCUGAUAUCAUUCAUCUUGGUGCUAACUGGAAAUCAUUUUACCCUUUUUAAAAUGAAAAGAUCUAAAAGCAAACCUUAUUUUCAAACUGCUGUUUAAAUUUAGUCUAUUGUUGUUACAUGUCUGGAAGUUGAGAUUUCAGCAGUGUAAGCAAUUUUUUAAACUGUUGAAUUGAUUGUAAAAUAAUCUUUCAUAGCAGUUCCCCUCAAGGUUUGCUCCUCUUGUUGAACAAAUUCCCUACAUCACAAUAUGUUCUCAACAUUAAACUUGUUCCCUUAUU
Molecule: messenger RNA, 3804 nt
Organism: Physella acuta
Lineage: Eukaryota; Metazoa; Mollusca; Gastropoda; Physidae
Product: anosmin-1
Biological process (GO): neuron differentiation
Cellular component (GO): cell surface; extracellular region
Molecular function (GO): protein binding; peptidase inhibitor activity
Source: RefSeq, a predicted model, not a curated record